AUGAAUAACACUCGGAAAGAUGUUCCUUCAUAUUUUGAUCUUCCCCUCCGGAGGCGGACUCCAUCGUCAGAAGCGAGUACCUCCAUCUCUCCCAGUACUGCCGUCAGUAACAUUCGUCGCACCCCCCGUCGGCCACCACUGGUCCAGGAAAGCCAUCGCACGCAGUCGGAUUUUGGUGCUGUCCUCAAACGAAAUCGUGUCCAGGUUAUAGACGAACUUCUUCCCGCCGAAAUCGAACCCCGUCCAGCGUCUGCGCCUCAGCCUGAAAUGUUCCGAUCCGAGGAAGGGCACGAACAAAGCGGGACUGAAGGUUAUCUCGAAUGCGAGCUUCAGGCAUGCCGAAGAGGACCUCAUUCAAUCUCUGGUACUUCAUCUUCGGAUGCUGGCUUUCAAAUCCCAAAGGAGAGCCGUUCUAUUUCUCUGCGACGACCGCACUGGAUAAGGACUUCCUCGGGCAACGCUUGGCUUCACCAGAAGACGUCUUCCUCCUUCGAGACAGAUGGCACGAACAAUUCCCUACGAAAGACACCCGAGACGCCUACACUCACAAUACGUACCGAGCAAACACCUUUGAAACCACCAGUACCACAAAGGGUGGCCUCUAGCCAAAGGCAAAGGUCCUCCAUUGUCGUCGAGACCCCAUUCUCCGAGCAGAAUCAGAACGCACAGGGGACAGGAAUCAUCUCAGAACCUACCGUCGAUUCAUCAUCUCGCAAAAGCUCAUUGAAUCCUAGACGUCUCUUCUCAGCUCCACUGCAAUUAGUCCAGAAAAUCAUUCAUACGAGAGGGCAGGAUAAACAAACCCAGACUCCUUUUGAGUCACCUUCUCCUAUCAGCAGACAUUCUACACGACUUGAAGAUCACGCGACCACGAUGAAGAUGCAUUAUACUUCUAAUACUCUCAAGCGGGUCAGUGCUGUCCUCCAUGAUCUGGCCAAGCAAAGCACAAAAGUCAAUCAAUCUAAUUCGUCGGAAGGACCAAGUCCACUGUUGAAACCUCUAAGGAGCAGAACUCUUUCAGACAAGUCAGCGACACAGAAGGCACGGAGAAGUCCACGGACAACACAAGGGAUUGUUUCUCAGUCUACGAUAUAUCAGCAGCAAAAGAGUAUCGAGCACUUUCCUGAUUUCGCGUCUGAUACUUCAAGUCAACUCAAUCUGCGAAUGGGUAUUCAGCCGACCAAUACACCAGAAGAACAGGCCACAUACAAAGUCAAGAGAAGGGCAAGUGCAGAGACCGAGGAGUUUAUGAAGAUAGACAUCAGUGUCCGAGGCAAGACCAGCUAUUUGCCAAGCGAAGCACGACGUAUUCAUACACCUCCUCUCCCCGAAGAAGGUGCUGACGGAAGAUGGAGAGGGUUCUUCUUCGACUACAACGCACCUCAAUCCACCCCCUACCUCCCAAUGUCUGGGCAUAUAACUAACGGAAGCGAAAGUUCAGCGACCAACGAGGGUGAAGGUCUCAGCAGAACAUCGUCACUUCCCAAGGGUCUGGGAAGGACCAAGAGCAACCGGAUCAAAAGGGUGGUGAGCGGCGACUGGUUCGAUGUCAAACUUCAACAGGUUGAUGUUGGACAAGACCCUUCACGCAUCAUCGAGCCUAAAUGUGGCGAAAAGAGACUGAACUCGCCUGGUCUGUUCAAGGCGUCUUUUCAAGGCCACGAUGAAAAACACUGUGACGUUACCAUACCGGAACACUUACCCAGCAGCCCAUUGUGUCCAAGGCAUCCAAGAUAUUGGCGAGUCGUGAAGAAUAAGGGUAGCCACUUCCGGGGGUGUUAG
Molecule: messenger RNA, 1782 nt
Organism: Exophiala oligosperma
Lineage: Eukaryota; Fungi; Ascomycota; Eurotiomycetes; Chaetothyriales; Herpotrichiellaceae
Exons: 1
Coding region: 1-1782 (593 amino acids)
Source: RefSeq, a predicted model, not a curated record